Adineta steineri is the source of this 1164-nucleotide messenger RNA. The record is from the annotation of a GenBank genome assembly. NCBI's taxonomy places the organism in Eukaryota, Metazoa, Rotifera, Eurotatoria, Adinetida, Adinetidae.
AUGACGUCGUUUAUUGAUAGUCUUGCAGCUAGUGAGAAAACAGCAGUGGUUAUUGAUAUCGGGCAUGCAUAUACAAAAUGCGGCUUUGCAGGUAAUGCUUCGCCACGUCAUAUUGUUCCAACAACAGUUACGAUUCGUGGAAAAACAAAACAUGUUUUUGAAGAGAAUUUAGACAUAACAAGUUUACGUGAUCGUCUUACUGAAUUUAUCCGAUUAGUUUAUUAUAAAUAUAAUAUUGCAAAUUGUCGAGAACGACGUGUUGUCAUUGUUGAAUCCGUAAUUACACCUACGCGUAUUCGACAUGUUUUGGCUGAUAUUUUAUUAAAACAAUUUGAAGCAUCAUCUUUAGCAUUUGUUCCAUCACAUUUAGGCGCUACAUAUACAUUAGGUCGAAGUACAGCACUCGUACUUGAUAUUGGUUAUAAAGAAGCUCAAAUUAUGCCAGUGGCUGAAGGUGUACCAUUAGCAGUUCAAUUUGAUAGUUUAUCAUAUGCCGGUGAAGCUAUUCAUAAACAAAUUCAGUUGUUACUUGAACAACAUGCUUUCGUUAUCCAUCAAGGACAUAAACAAUCGUUUAACGAAGUUAAUCUUAAACUUUCAGAAGAUACUCUCGAAGAUAUCAAAGUUCGUUGUUGUUUUGUUUCUCCAUUUACGCGUGCGCAAAUGUAUGCUAAGACUAAAUUAGGUUCAGAUGAAUCAUUCAAAGAAGCUUCAUCAGUUGAAUAUUCAUUAGGUGCAGAUACAAUUAUUCAUAUUCCAGGCAUUGUUAGAGAAUUCGCCUGUGAAAUUCUUUUUGAACAAGAUAUUGAUGGAAAAUCAGUUGCUACAUUGAUACUCGAUGCUUUAAUUCAAUCAUCUCUUGAUCUUCGUCGACAAUUUGCUGAUAAUAUUCUUGUUAUUGGUGGUACAGCAAUGAUGCCUGGAUUUUUACAUCGACUCAAUUCAGAAUUACUUCAUCUCGUUAAUAUUUCAACAUAUGUAAAUAAGUUAGCAAUAAAACAAUUUCAUUUUCAUCUUCCACCAUCUCAAUUAAAUUAUACGGCAUGGUUGGGAGGUUCUAUUAUCGGUGCUCUUGAUACACUUGAAUCUCAAUCAAUUAUACGUGAAAAAUAUUUAGAAAAUGGAAUUGUACCUGACUGGUUUACAGGCGAACAAGCUGCUUAA